Closterium sp. NIES-65 is the source of this 1965-nucleotide messenger RNA. NCBI's taxonomy places the organism in Eukaryota, Viridiplantae, Streptophyta, Zygnematophyceae, Desmidiales, Closteriaceae. The record is from the annotation of a GenBank genome assembly.
AUGUUUGGGCUCGUGCCGGUUCCAGUGGAGGGCAAUCUGGGAGAGCUGGGGUCGUCAGGAUAUGACUGGAGAAGUGGUUCUGCUGCAGGUGGUGAUGAAGAAAGGGCAGGAGAAGCAGGACGGCGAUCAGGAGGGCGGGGAGGAGGAGGAACAGCAGCAGCAGCAGCAGCAGCAGCUGCAUCCGCUGCUGCAGCACCACGUCCACCACCAGGAGUGGGAGUGGCAGCAGCGGUAGCAGUGUCAUCCGGAGCAGCAGUGUAUGUGCACCCUGUGCCGCUGCGAUGGUUGCUACCGGAAUGGGUGCACGGGCAGCAGCUGUUUCAGGAGUGCAAGUUCGGCAUAGUGCUGUAUAUGGUGAUCAAGCCAGCAUGUGCCCUGCUGCAGGUCGUGUUUGGCCCGCUUGGACUCUACAAAGAGGGAGACUUCAGUCCAUACUCGCUCUACCCAUACGCAACGCUGCUGAUAAACCUCAGUCAGAUGUAUGCUCUCUACUGCAUAGUGGUGUUCUACCACGCCAUUGGCCACUACCUGGCGCACAUCCGCCCCUUGGGCAAGUUCCUCGCCAUCAAGGGCGUCAUCUUCGUCACCUACUGGCAGUCUGUCCUCAUUGCUGCGGUGGUCUUGUUCCUGGGGUUGGCUUCUGGGGGUGCGAGCCCGCUGCAUGGCUUGGACUGGCAGGAUGCGGUGCAGGACUGGCUUAUCUGCGUGGAGAUGGCAGCAGCAGCGCUGGCCAACCACUGGACCUUCCCAGUCUCGCCCUACACACGCUCCCGCCUCGCUCCUGCACGCAUGCAGCGCCUGCCAGCUGGCGUCGUGGCAGUGCUCGCUGACAUGGCGGACCCGUCCGCCCCGCUGGACCCUGAAGAGAUCCUGGCGAGCGAGGUGAUUGGCCGAAGCCUGUUCACGGGCAGCACGGCUGCUGCUGGUGCUGCUGUUGUUGAUAGUGAAACUGCUGCUGCUACUGUGGCUUCUGGAGGUCUUGGUAGUGGUGGUGCUGGCGGGUUUCGAGUAGCGGGGAUGGGAGGGGAAGGAGGGGCCUCAGGAGGAGGGAGAAUAGGAGAUGGGAGGGACAGAAGAGGGGGUGGAAUGGGGGCUGGAGGAGAUGCUGAUGGGAGAGGAGACAGUGGAGUAGAAGUAGAAUGGAAUGCAGGAGGCAGUGGGGGAUUGGCCGGUGCUCUAGCUGCAGCGUCACGCGUUGUUGGAGCGCCGUUUCGGAGAGACAGGCGAGAGGAUGCAUGGGAAUACGCGUCUGACUACUUGGGAAGGAGGGACAUGGAGGUUUCUGAGAAGAUUCAUGAUGUCUUUGUCGGCGGUGGCACUGAUGCGUUUCAGGACAUGCAGGCAGCAGUGCAGCGGGGCAUGCAGCCCAUAUCCGCCGCAGUGGAGCCGCUCACAGCAGCGGUACAGCCCUUCUCUGCUGCUGUCACCAGCGCCCACCAGCAGGUCGCCUCCACGUGGCACCAGCUGCAGGCGUCCCUCCCUGCCCUCCCUGCUGCCUUCCUCCCUGCGGUUGCCAACUCUAGAGGGAAUGUGAGGGAUGGAGGCGUGGUGGAGAGGAGUGGGCGUGUGCGGGGGAGAGGGGGUGGAGGAGGUGGUGGGUGUGGGGCGGAUGGCAAGAGGUGGUCGGAAGAUGAUAUAGGGAUUGUGUUUCGCGGCAGGGGAGGGGAGGGAGGGGCGGUAGUGGGAAUUGAGGCUCAAACGAUCGCGGGAAAUGGUGGGAGAAGGGCGCUUGGUGCAAGGGUGAUGCGGAAUGAUGGAGGCUGGGUGAAGGCAAGGCAUGGGGAGGACUGGAAGCAUGGGCCGACAGGAGGCGGCGGUCAUGAAACGAUCAAAAUAUGUGCUUUAGAUGCGAAUUCAACAGUCCUUCGUGUUGGAGUGGGAUGUGAUAGGUGUACAGAUAGGCCCGUCCGACGUAGUCGCAGCAACGAAAGUGUUGCGGGGGAGGCCCUGUAUUCUUUGUCGUAA